Molecule: messenger RNA, 2152 nt
Organism: Musa acuminata subsp. malaccensis (wild Malaysian banana)
Lineage: Eukaryota; Viridiplantae; Streptophyta; Magnoliopsida; Zingiberales; Musaceae
Product: calcium-dependent mitochondrial ATP-magnesium/phosphate carrier protein 2-like
Biological process (GO): ADP transport; ATP transport; transmembrane transport
Molecular function (GO): ATP transmembrane transporter activity; calcium ion binding
Source: RefSeq, a predicted model, not a curated record
CUCCGCUUCAUCGCGUUCUCCUCUUCCACGCCCCGUCCAAGACCACUUAGCGGACCGGACUUGGCCAUAUAACAUGCAUACAUUGCAUCUGCUGCUAAGGGAAGCGGAGGAGGGAAGACGGUUGUUUGUGUCAACAAACUAACGGAUCGAUACGUGUCGUCCUCGUUAUGAUCUGAACUCAGCGUCUCUUUUCCCCACUGCUGCUGCUUCCCAUUUCUUGGUGUACGUCUCUUCCCUGCUCUAAUUGAUUCCUUCCGACCCGCUGCAUCCUGCAUUGUGCUGGACCGAUUCGGAGCUCUCUUCCCUCGUCAAUUGGUUCGUUGGCUUGCCUCCUUGACUAUCGGAGGCGGCAGAUGUCCGGCGCGGCCAAGGCGGUGGAGGAGCGGAGCGGUUUCUCCGCGAAGAUGGAUGCAGCGCCGGCCGCGGAGGGCGAGCAGCGGCGGCGGCCGGACGGUUGCAACCCGGUGAAGAAGCCGGGCCCGGUCUCCAUGGACCACGUGCUCCUCGCCCUGCGCGAGACCGGGGAGGAGAGGGAGGUCCGGGUCCGGAGCCUUUUCAAUUUCUUCGACGCGGCCGGCGUCGGCCAUCUCGACUACGCUCAGAUCGAUUCCGGCCUAUCCGCCCUUCGCGUCCCCGCCGAGUACAAGUACGCCAGGGACCUCCUCAAGGUGUGCGAUGCCAACCGGGACGGGCGUGUCGACUACCAGGAGUUCCGGCGCUACAUGGACGAUAAGGAGCUCGAGCUCUAUCGCAUCUUCCAGGCCAUCGACGUCGAGCACAACGGUUGCAUCUUGCCGGAGGAGCUAUGGGACGCUCUCAUCAAGGCAGGGAUUGAUAUUGACGAUGAGGAGCUUGCUCGUUUCGUAGAGCACGUCGAUAAGGAUAACAAUGGGAUUAUAACUUUUGAGGAAUGGAGAGAUUUUCUUCUACUUUACCCCCAUGAGGCAACGAUUGAGAACAUCUAUCAGUACUGGGAAAGAGUUUGUCUUGUGGAUAUUGGUGAACAGGCUGUUAUCCCAGAAGGUAUAAGUAAACAUGUGAAUCCAAGCAAAUACUUGAUCGCAGGAGGGGUAGCCGGAGCAGCUUCUCGGACAGCUACUGCUCCUCUUGACAGACUUAAAGUAGCUUUGCAAGUCCAGACAACACGGGCACGAAUUUUGCCGGCGAUAAAAGACAUAUGGAGAGAGGGUGGUUUCUUGAGUUUUUUCAGGGGGAAUGGCUUAAAUGUGAUAAAGGUCACACCUGAAAGUGCAAUAAAGUUCUAUACAUUUGAAAUCCUAAAGGAUUUCAUCGUCAAAGGCAAAGGAGAAGAGAAGAGUAAUAUCGGUGCCUCUGAGCGUCUGAUCGCUGGAGGUAUUGCAGGUGCAGUGUCACAGACUGUUAUUUAUCCAAUGGAUCUCGUGAAAACAAGACUACAGACCUAUGCCUGUGAAGCUGGUAAGGUUCCCAAUCUUGCUAUGCUUACAAGAGAUAUUUGGGUGCACGAGGGGCCUCGAGCUUUCUAUAGAGGGAUCGUCCCAUCUCUUCUUGGAAUCAUUCCAUUUGCAGGGAUAGAUCUUGCUGCAUACGAGACCCUAAAAGAUAUGUCUAGAACAUAUAUUCUCAAGAAUAGUGAUCCAGGUCCACUCAUGCAAUUAGGCUGUGGAACUAUCUCAAGUGCUCUUGGAGCAACAUGUGUUUACCCUUUGCAGGUUAUCAGAACAAGAAUGCAAGCCCAGCGCACCAAUCCAUCCAAUAACUAUUACGGAAUGUCUGAUGUGUUCUGGAGAACACUCAAAAACGAAGGACUUUUAGGAUUCUACAAGGGGAUAAUCCCAAAUCUGCUCAAAGUAGUGCCGGCUGCUGGUAUUACUUAUCUAGUCUAUGAGACCAUGAAGAAGAGCCUUUCUCUUGAUUAAGAAAUUGUUUGAUUUUGCACCAUAAAAACCACAGUUAACAUGAAUAUAAUUUUUAUGAUUUAAUAGGAAAAGCAUACAGAUUGAAUACUUGAAAAUUUUCUUUUUUUAGUUGUGUCAUGGUUUUUUUUUUCCUUCCCAUUCCUUGGUGUCAAUAACAUGAGCUUCAUGAGCUGGCUCUUACUCGGGUACAGUUCCUGUUUAUGUAGGCUGCUUUAUCUCUGCCAAAAGUGAUUACAGUACUUUUUUGUUAUAAA